Molecule: messenger RNA, 1842 nt
Organism: Toxorhynchites rutilus septentrionalis
Lineage: Eukaryota; Metazoa; Arthropoda; Insecta; Diptera; Culicidae
Gene: atms
Product: RNA polymerase II-associated factor 1 homolog
Exons: 2
Coding region: 128-1735 (535 amino acids)
Biological process (GO): transcription elongation by RNA polymerase II
Cellular component (GO): Cdc73/Paf1 complex
Molecular function (GO): RNA polymerase II complex binding; chromatin binding
Source: RefSeq, a predicted model, not a curated record
AGAUACUGUCAUUAGUAUUUGCUGUUUUUACUUACCGACAAACCAGCAGUUUGGGUAAUUUUCAUUUCUUCGUAUUUAAGACGAUAAAAACGUAAAUGUGGUAAGUGUUUACGCUGAAUUCACAACCAUGGCUCCGACGAUACAGAACGGAACGAACUCGGGCGACAAACGAGCCGUUGCUCGCCCUCAGGAUAAGCGAUCCGAGCUUAUUUCCCGGGUUAAGUUCUGUAACACUUUGCCGGACAUCCCGUUCGAUCUGAAGUUCAUUACAUACCCGUUUGAGAAUGACCGCUUUAUCCAAUAUAAGCCCACCUCGCUGGAGCGAAACUAUCGCUACGAGGUGCUGACGGAGCAUGAUUUGGGUGUGACGAUCGAUUUGAUCAAUCGCGAUUUGUACCAGAUCGAUCAUCUGGCUCAGCUGGAUCCUGCCGAUGAGAAACUGUUGGAGGAAGACAUCCACACGCCGCAGGAUUCGAAGCGUAGCAGCCAGCAUGCAAAGUCCGUUUCGUGGUUGAGAAAAUCUGAGUACAUUUCCACGGAACAGACCCGUUUCCAGCCGCAGACCAUGGAGAAGGUUGAGGCCAAGGUUGGUUUCAACGUUAAGCAGAGUUUGCGUGAGGAAACACUUUACAUGGACCGGGAAGCCCAGAUUAAGGCGAUCGAGAAAACAUUUGAUGAUAAUAAGAAAGACAUUACUGCUCACUACAGCAAACCGGGUGUUACGCCGGUGGAAGUGCUGCCUGUGUUUCCCGAUUUCGCCAAUUGGAAGUAUCCUUGUGCUCAAGUUAUAUUUGAUUUCGAUCCGGCUCCGAUUGGAAAGAAUGUCCCGGCCCAGAUUGAGGAGAUGUCUCAGGCUAUGAUUCGGGGAGUGAUGGACGAAAGUGGCGAACAGUUUGUGGCGUACUUUUUGCCUAUGGAAGAGACACUGGAGAAAAGAAGACGCGAUCUUGUCAACGAAACGCUGUACGAGGAUGAUGAGGAGUACGAGUAUAAAAUGGCCCGCGAGUAUAACUGGAAUGUUAAGAGCAAGGCGUCGAAAGGAUACGAAGAAAACUACUUCUUGGUACUUCGCCAGGAUGGAGUUUAUUAUAACGAGUUGGAAACUCGGGUCCGGUUGAGCAAACGACGACAGAAAGUUGGUCAGCCGCCCAAUAAUACUAAAUUGGUGGUCAAACAUCGGCCUCUGAAUGCUUCCGAACAUCGCAUGCAGCGCUAUCGAGAGCGUCAAUUGGAACCACCGGGAGAAGACGAUGAAGAUGAUGUUGAAGAUGAAGAGGAGGAGGACGAUGAAGAUAUGGACGAGGAAAUUCAAGAGACCCAAGAUCAGGAAGAAACGCAGCAAACGCAAGAUGGGGAAAGAGCAAGUCGUUCACGAUCUCGUUCUCGAAGUGGAUCGGAACGUUCCCGUUCCGGAUCCAGAUCUCGCUCGCGAUCUGGUUCAAGAUCCCGUUCAGGGUCACGCAACCGGUCCCGCUCUGGCAGCCGUCAGAGUCGCAGUCGCAGCCGAUCGAAGUCGGGUAGCCGUAGUCGGAGUGUUUCUCGUUCAAGAUCUCGCUCGGGAUCGAGAUCGAAAUCGGGCUCCCGUAGUCGUUCGCCAUCGAGGUCCAGAUCUGGAUCACGUUCGCGUUCUGGCUCGAGAAGCCGCUCGGGAACACCCGGUUCUAGAGGCGGCUCGCGCAGUCGCUCUGGCAGUCGUUCUGGUAGUGAACGUAAAUCGGGCAGCGAAUCCGAGUGAUAGGUUUAGAAUCCACGACUUUCUGCUUGGACAAAAAGAUACUUUCUUUGACAGUUGUCUGAUAUGUAAUUUCAUGAUAUGGUGGAAAUAAAUACUAUUGAAGCAAA